UUUUUUUGAGAACUUAAAGCAGUUAAAAAAUAAAGUAAUAAUUUUUAACACGAAAAUAUAAACAAGUUUUAACUGUUUCUAUAAAAAUAUAAUAAACUUGAUAUAUCAUUCAUUUAUUUUCCACUAAUAUAAUAAAAGUAUAGUUCAAAGCGAUAGGAUUACUUAAUAAAGAAAAUAAUCAAUUCCUAUAUUAAAUCCAUUGUUGCAUAUUCUUAGUUGACUUCUUUAUUUUUCUCUCAGAUAUUUAUUUAGAUAAAAAAAAAAAAAAAAAAAUAAAAAUAAAAAUUAUUAAUUUGUUUCAAAUUGUUUCCACUAUACAGAUCUGAAAGCUUUACAAAGAUUACUCGUUUUAUUCGAUUAUAAUCAUAUGUAAGAUCACACGUGUAUCUUUAUCUUUAUAUAUGUAUCAUCCGAUAUAUUAAAUAUGAAAUUAACAUUCAUUCUCUUAAUCGAAUAUUGUAACUCGAGUAAACGAGGAAGCAAAGAUAUUCGUGACGAAUAAAAUGAUCGUUCUAUAAGAUAUUUUAUCUCUUCGAUGCCUUCUUAACGGAACCCUAAAUCGUCGUUUCCUUUCACUUUAUCCAUCGCGCCGCUGCUUUCUCGGAUUACGGCAUACAAGAUCGCCAAUUUUUCGGAGCUCCUUGUCCACUGGUAAAAGUCGAGCUGACAACCACAAAAAAGAGGGGACAAAGCCCCCGGCGUACGGCAACAACGGUAACACCGCUGACAAGAGGAGACGAAGAAAAACAAGGAAAGAACGAUAUCGGAAGUUACUGCAGUGGAACAGUGAGUAGAGAGCUUGCUCAUCCGACACAAGACUACGCGAAACCGUAUCUAUUUUUACGGAAUAUAGUUAUUAGAUUAGAAAUUUGAUAGAGCAAUUUUGCAAUUAAGAUGUUUCUGAGAAAGAUUUUAGAAGGAAAAAGUAAGAUGAGAUAUGAAUCUUAAAUUUGAUUUUGUGAGGUUACAAGGCCACGAAAAUCGAUUCGAAAUACAGUAAAUAGAGGAUAAAGAAGUGCCAUGAGUAAUUGGCAUCGCUUGGAAGCCGAUGUGCUCGGUGAUCGAGAAAAACGAGAAAGCUGCGGCCAAGUGAAACUGUAUAAAACGUCGGUAACUCAGCAUACUAUCAUCAGUUCUACGAAUAUUCAAACCAGAAGCGCGGUGACCAGUAAUCUCAACAAUGAAUCAAUUGACAGUAACAUUUCUUCUCUUGUGCGGUGUCUACGGUGCUUUGGCCGGACGUCGUUACAUAGCCAUUCCAAUGGAUGGGAUCGACGUGAUCGAGCUGAGUCCAGUGGCACCAUCCACACCGAGGAUUGCCCGUCAAACCGAGGCUUAUAUACCCAUACCAGUUCCUAGUAUUUCUCAGGAAGAGCUCAAGAGUCCUCGGCAAGAGAGGUCCAACGCCCACAUCCUGGAUUACGUGGAUUUCGGUGGACAAACGGGAUCGAAUGGAGCCUUCAGCUGGUACGCCGAUUAUCCGGCACAUCACUAAUGAUCCAAAGGAUCGAGAAUAGUUUUACACACGCGAUGCAUCCUGCUUAUUGUAAUAUAUAAUAACUAAAAUUAGAUUUUGUGAAGGAGAUCGAAAAAAUUGCAAUUUAUAAAUGACAUUUUAUCUGUUUGAUUAGAUUGAGUGAUAUUGAAACAUUUUUUUAUAAGAAUUAUUUACAUAAUGAUUAAGUUGAU
Messenger RNA from Apis dorsata (giant honeybee), 1689 nucleotides. RefSeq lists its product as uncharacterized. The record is from RefSeq and is a predicted model, not a curated record. Bases 1181 to 1495 code for a protein of 104 amino acids. Lineage: Eukaryota; Metazoa; Arthropoda; Insecta; Hymenoptera; Apidae. The transcript is spliced from 3 exons.